AUGUCUGGAGAUUUAAAUCUGGAUGAAAUCAUCAACAGAUUAUGGAACUAUGAGAUGCUUGAAGAAUAUAUUAUCUGUCAAUUAACAAAUAAAGCUAUUGAAGUUAUGUCUCAAGAACCUACUGUUUUAACUCUUUCAUUACCAUGUACUGUCUGUGGUGAUAUUCAUGGACAAUUUCACGAUUUAAAAGAAUUAUUUUCUAUUGGUGGAACUCCCCCACAAACACAUUAUAUAUUUUUAGGGGAUUAUGUUGAUAGAGGACAUUAUGGUUUAGAAUGCCUUCUUUUAUUAGUUGCAUUAAAAUUACGUUUUCCUCAACGUAUUUCUUUAUUGAGAGGAAAUCACGAAUGCUCACUUCAAACAAGAGACUAUGGUUUUUACGAUGAAUGUAUGAAAAAAUAUGGAAAUGUUAAUGUUUGGAAACAUUGUGUUGCUUUGUUUGAGUUUAUGGCUACUGCGGCUACUUUAGAUAACGAAAUAUUUUGUGUUCAUGGUGGUCUUUCUCAAACAGCAACUGCAUUAGAUGAUAUUAAAAAAUUAGAACGUUGUAAACAAAUUCCACCAACUGGAGCAUAUUGUGAAUUGUUGUGGUCUGAUCCUGAUGAAAAUCAGUUAGAAAAAUUCCAUAAAUCAAGUCGUGGAGCUGGUUGUAUGUUUAACGCAUUAGCUGUCCAAGAAUUUAAUCAAGUCAAUAACACUAAAUUAAUUUGUCGUGCACAUCAAUUAGCCCAAGACGGUUUUCAAUGGUUCUUUAAUAAUACUUUAGUUACUGUAUGGUCUGCUCCCAAAUAUUAUUAUCGUAUGGAUAAUGUUGCUUCAAUUAUGGAAAUUGAUACUCCUACGAGUUAUAGUUUCAAAGUAUUUGAAGCAGCACCACAAGAUCCAAAAGGUUUUGUUAGUAAAAGAAAUUUACCAGAAUAUUUCAUUUAA
Entamoeba histolytica HM-1:IMSS is the source of this 930-nucleotide messenger RNA. Its product is annotated as Serine/threonine-protein phosphatase, putative. The transcript has a single exon. The record is from RefSeq and is a predicted model, not a curated record. Bases 1 to 930 code for a protein of 309 amino acids. Gene Ontology annotation, cellular component: cytoplasm; nucleus. Lineage: Eukaryota; Evosea; Mastigamoebida; Endamoebidae. Gene Ontology annotation, biological process: double-strand break repair via homologous recombination; peptidyl-serine dephosphorylation. Gene Ontology annotation, molecular function: protein serine/threonine phosphatase activity.